AAAACGCCAACUUAAGGGUUCAAUAAAGUCUCACUCUGUGCCCUGUUACAGGUUGAUGUAGCAUCAUUGGGUAGAACCAGGCUCAUAACUCCGUGAGCAAAAGCAGUUGGACAACAGAUCACUUUGAAACUUGAUUAACGUUACCAUGCAGGCUCAUAUGGUGUUAUGCAUACAAUGAAGGAAAAACAUUCCAUCUAAAAAUACUAUUUAGUUGUUAAUCGGUUACGAUGGAGAUUUUGCGGGAUGAAGAAGAGCAAGAGCUUAAAUAUAAACGUACAGGUCGUUUGGACAUGAGCCACGGUUUCUUACACCACAUUCGAAGAAACCAAAUUGCCAGAGAUGACUAUGACAAGCAGGUGAAGCAGGCCAGUGAGCGUCAGAGGGCCAGGCACACCACUACCCCACGACGCCCCCGACGGCCAGACAUCCAGGUGUACCAUCCUCGACGCGGAAAUGGAUCAGAGCCAGGAGGGGGUGCAGAGAAUGAAGAGUGGAAUGAGAGUGGGUCGAGUACAGAGCCAGAGACCCAUGGAACUGAGCUCUUCUGGCUAGACUACCAGGCAGACUCUGGCCGUGUCACCUCCUUCAUUGUACACAAGGAGGACAUGCCAGAGAGCGUGGUGGAGCGUGUAGCGGAGGAGAAUGUUCUAGACCCAGCCAUGAGAGUGGCACUGCAGAGUCGUGUUCGAAAGGAAAUGGAUAAACGACAAGACAAAUGCUAAAGGAAGAGAGUGUUGUUAAGAGUGAGAAGGGAGAGUGACGGUUCAGAAAUAGGACAUCUCUGUUUACCCACCAAGCAACCAUCUCCCUGUGCGUAAUGAUUGCUAGUAGCAGAGGACUUCUGUAAACCCACAUCCUGAUGGCCAGACAGACUGUCAAGUGACUUCAAACAGCCAUACCGUCCCUGUUAUGCUAGUGUACAACCAUGGGAAAUAGGCUGACUUACAGAAGGGAACAAAUGGAGUGUAUUUAUAGUCUGUAUUUUGGAUGGCAUUUCUGACAUUGUGUCAUGUCUGUGGGGGGCCUUGUGUGACUGACAUUCUCUUGUGGUUGAAUGUGCCAUUGGCUGUCAACCUGCUCCGAAGGACAGCACUGAGAACGACAUGGACCCUGUUCUUAUUAUCCUUCUCUAAGCCACACCAGGCGCACACAGUCACAUUCUUAGCCCUUCAGAGAGUGUGCUGUGUUUCCUUUGUUUACAAGAUCAACGUUUUGUUCAUGCAUAUGUGGUUUGAAUAUAUAUUUCUUUUGUUGUUGCUGUGAAUAGGAGGUAAUAGCAGAUUUUUGGUUUUCAUGAAAAGUUACCUUUUUAUUUGCUUUCUGCAGUGCUCCAUUUGAGAUCACUUGACUGAAGUGAUAUUUUUGUGUUUUGUGAUGAAUCAGUGUGGCUGGAAAGCAAAUCGAUAAUGUAGCAGUUUGUGUAAAUGUGCAGUGGUCAGCACUUCUCUAUUUUCUAAUUUAUUUUUUAUUGGCCUAAAUGAGAGUUUUAUUUUUGAUACUGUAAUCUUCUGGGGAGGUCCUUAUUGUUUUAGUUUUACAUAUUAAAUAUAGUUAUUUUCCAAAAGGUA
This is a messenger RNA of Esox lucius (northern pike), 1568 nucleotides long. RefSeq names its product chromosome 13 C2orf68 homolog (gene c13h2orf68). Lineage: Eukaryota; Metazoa; Chordata; Actinopteri; Esociformes; Esocidae. The transcript is spliced from 4 exons. The record is from RefSeq and is a predicted model, not a curated record. Bases 228 to 722 code for a protein of 164 amino acids.